Molecule: messenger RNA, 915 nt
Organism: Saccharomyces kudriavzevii IFO 1802
Lineage: Eukaryota; Fungi; Ascomycota; Saccharomycetes; Saccharomycetales; Saccharomycetaceae
Gene: AGE2
Product: GTPase-activating protein AGE2
Exons: 1
Coding region: 1-915 (304 amino acids)
Biological process (GO): endocytosis; intra-Golgi vesicle-mediated transport; endoplasmic reticulum to Golgi vesicle-mediated transport
Cellular component (GO): Golgi apparatus
Molecular function (GO): GTPase activator activity
Source: RefSeq, a predicted model, not a curated record
AUGUCCACAUCAGUCCCUGUCAAGAAGGCACUGAGUGCACUUUUACGCGAUCCAGGAAACUCCCACUGUGCCGACUGUAAGGCGCAACUACAUCCACGCUGGGCUUCUUGGUCACUCGGUGUUUUCAUCUGUAUCAAAUGUGCUGGUAUACAUAGAUCAUUGGGAACACACAUUUCCAAAGUGAAGUCUGUUGAUCUGGAUACAUGGAAGGAGGAGCACUUGAUGAAAUUGAUACAGUUUAAGAACAAUUUGAGGGCUAACUCGUACUAUGAAGCUACUUUGGAUGAUGAUUUAAAGGAAAGAAAGCUCACUGACACAAGCAGUCUACAAAACUUCAUCAAGAACAAAUAUGAGUACAAGAAGUGGAUUGGCGAUCUAUCCUGCAUCGAGGGAUUAGUGGAUUCCGGAGCAUCAGUUCUGCAUAAACCCUCCGCGAAUCAUUCUUCACCUGUUUCGAAUGUAAGCAUAGACUUGAGUUCAAAUUCAUUGCAAAAGAUGCAAGAAUCGCCUUCCCUUACACUUAACACUUCAAAAAGUAAUACGAGCUUAUUGAACCUACAGGUUUCAUCUCUUUCCAAGACUACCUCUAAUACAAGCGCUGCCAGUACUACAACAAGCAUAGGUGCCGCCAGUAAUAAGACCGGUAACAGGGCUAACGAAAUCGGGCAAAGAAACGAUUUGAAGAAAUCCAUUUUAUCCUUAUACUCCAAACCUUCGGCACAGACUCAAAGCCAGAACUCUUUCUUCAAUACUAGGACAUCUCAGCUCUGUAAUACCCCGUCGCCAUUCGUGAAUGCUGGAGAUCUUGGUACAAGUAAUGAUAAUAAUAGUAAUAAUAAUAACAACGCGAACUCAAAUUCCAGUUCCAAAAUUUCAUUGGAUGAUAACGAAUUAUUCAAGAACGUCUGGACUUGA